AUGAACAACACGACAUGUUCGAGGAAAAGCUCAUCGUUGGCGUGGCUUCGGGCUGCUCUACCUUGGCCAUUGUUGGCCUGCCUGAUUGUGGUUCCGUCGCUCUACAACACCAUCAACGAGAUCCACGAUGAGGUCCUCGAGGGCGUGUCCGUGUUCCGCGUUGAGACUGAUUCCGCCUGGAGCCAGAUGAUGGACUUCCAAGUCACCGUUGCUCCUCCAACCAAGCCACGUGAGAAUCCCUUCGGCUCUAUCUUCCGUAGCAAGAGGCAAGCCGGUCUUCCCUCAUACUGCCAGUGCACGCCUCCAACCGUCAACUGCCCACCUGGACCUCCCGGACCUCCCGGACAGCCUGGACAACCUGGACAACCUGGAUCACCUGGUCAGCCUGGACAGGACUCCACCACCACAUACGCACCCAUCAACUGCCCUGCUCCGCCCACUGGUUGCAUCACUUGCCCACCUGGACCGGCAGGACCACCCGGACCAGAUGGAAACCCUGGAGGCCAGGACCAAUGA
Messenger RNA from Cooperia oncophora, 516 nucleotides. NCBI's taxonomy places the organism in Eukaryota, Metazoa, Nematoda, Chromadorea, Rhabditida, Trichostrongylidae. The record is from the annotation of a GenBank genome assembly.